This is a messenger RNA of Phodopus roborovskii (desert hamster), 2281 nucleotides long. It is a transcript of the gene Acp3, whose product is annotated as acid phosphatase 3. Bases 38 to 1201 code for a protein of 387 amino acids. The record is from RefSeq and is a predicted model, not a curated record. Lineage: Eukaryota; Metazoa; Chordata; Mammalia; Rodentia; Cricetidae. Gene Ontology annotation, cellular component: lysosome; plasma membrane. The transcript is spliced from 11 exons. Gene Ontology annotation, molecular function: acid phosphatase activity. Gene Ontology annotation, biological process: dephosphorylation; lysosome organization.
GAGGCUUCUGGAGGGUAGCACCUCCUACAGCUGCCAGAUGCAGCUCUCUCCCGCCAUGAGAGCUGUCCCUUUGCACCUGACCAGGACAGUAAGCUUUGGCCUUGGCUGCCUGCUCUUGCUUUUUCUCCGCUUGGACCCAGGCCAAGCCAAGGAACUGAAGUUUGUGACAUUGGUGUUUCGGCACGGAGACCGAAGUCCCAUCGAUACCUUUCCUAACGACCCCAUUAAGGAAUCCUCAUGGCCACAAGGAUUUGGCCAACUCACCCAGAGGGGCAUGGAACAGCACUAUGAACUUGGAAGUUAUAUAAAGAGAAGAUAUGGAAGAUUCUUGAAUGAGUCCUAUAAACAUGAUCAGGUUUAUAUUCGAAGCACAGAUAUUGACCGGACUUUGAUGAGUGCUAUGACAAACCUUGCAGCCCUGUUUCCCCCAGAGGGCAUCAGCAUCUGGAAUCCCAGCCUGCCCUGGCAGCCCAUCCCAGUGCACACAGUGUCUCUCUCUGAAGAUCGGUUGCUCUACCUGCCUUUCAGGGACUGCCCUCGUUUUAAAGAACUCCAGAGCGAGACUUUGCAAUCUGAGGAAUUCCAGAGGAGGCUCCAUCCAUAUAAAAGCUUCAUAGAAACCUUGCCAUCACUGUCAGGAUUCCCUGGCCAGGACCUUUUUGGAAUUUGGAGUAAGGUUUACGACCCUUUGUAUUGUGAGAGUGUGCACAAUUUCACCUUGCCCUCUUGGGCCACCCAGGACGCCAUGACUAAGUUGAGAGAGUUAUCAGAAUUAUCUCUGCUAUCACUUUAUGGAAUUCACAAGCAAAAAGAGAAAUCUAGACUCCAGGGAGGUGUACUGGUCAAUGAAAUCCUCAAGAACAUGAAAACUGCAACUCAGUCACAGAAGUACAGAAAAUUUGUCAUGUAUUCUGCACACGACACUACUGUAAGUGGCCUGCAGAUGGCGCUAGAUGUUUAUAAUGGAAUUCUCCCUCCCUAUGCGGCUUGCCACAUAAUGGAACUGUACCAUGAAGAGGGGAAACACUUUGUGGAGAUGUACUAUCGGAAUGAGACCCAGCAUGAGCCCUACCCACUCACACUGCCCGGUUGCACCCACAGCUGCCCUCUGGAGGAGUUUGCAGAGCUACUGGAUCCCGUGAUCCCCCAGGACUGGUCCACGGAGUGUAUGGGCACAAACAAUCACCAAGUGUUGCUGUAAAAGAAAACCAGUUCCCAGUAUAAUCGGGAAUGAGUUAGGUCAAAGUUGUGGGGCUGCCAUGGGCACCGAGAUUAGCCCAAAGAACUCUAUUGUUGAAGGACUCCCAGGUUUGGCUUGAUCAGGAUGGAAUAAGGCUGCAUUGGAAAUGUCUAAAGGAAAACAGAUUUCAAGCAAAGCCCAGGAGGUAUCGUACAAGCAAGAAAAAGAAGCCACUAACACUAGCUAAUGGACAACGGAUUGACGUCCCCCACAACAGUGCUCGUUGGUUCCUGCCUUCUCUCAAAGAAAGGCAAAGUGACAGACUGGAGAGAUACCUGGAAGAGUCUUCCAUGCCCCGCCUCACAAGAUUGGAUCUCACAUGUAUGUUAAAACACACUGAGUAGCAGAACUGAAAAUUAAAAACCUCUUUGUGUUCAUUCAUGCCCCUUUCGAUGAAACUAAAAGCCAAUCUUUCCAGAAAGCUCCUCACAGCAGCUCCUGGAAGGCACUUUGUAGCCGAUAAAUAACCUGACAAGAGAAGAAAUUCAGAAACCGCACCUCAGAGGUGAGAGCACUCCACCAAGCACCUCCCGGAGCUCCAGGGUUAAGAGAUGUGGAAUCUAAAGCUGAGGAGAUACAAGGAUACACACACACACACACACACACACAUGCAUACAUGCACGCACGUGCAUGCAUGCGCACAUGUACGACCAUGCCACUAAAACAAAAUGAAAAUUUUCUAGAUGCCUCCAAGUCCAAAACUUAUUGGAACAUUGAGUGUGGCUGAAAAAUCUGCUCCAGAGGACAAAUGGGAUGUCCUAGGUGUUGAUUCUGGUACCUUCAGGAGCCCUAAGUGAUGUGCCUGGUCCAUAGUCACUGCUCCUGAUGCAAGAAGAAGCUGUGCCUAGAUGAUGAUGCCCUGUAGAGCCUUGAUUGGCCAUGCAGCAAAACAGAGCUUUAUUUCUAAGAUGGAUAAAGAUGACAUGGCUUCUGGAGGUGGCUUCCACUGGAAGCCAGAACCUACAUCAUGGCCAUCCUCUCCCCGGUUGGUUAUGGAAUGAAUCUCACUUGAAAAUAAAGGCCAUUUCCUCCUCUAGUCUA